UGCAUAAAUAAUGACGUUUUUAUAUAAGUCGGUUAAUGAGCUAGAAGUAAAAAUUGUUGCAUUAUAAAGUGUUAUGUUUUAGUCAAAAAUACGUUAAAUGAAGCGGUUUAAUAGACAUAAAAUCAAACAUGAGAAGCCGGAGACUUCAGCAGAACACAAGAAGGCGGCGGAAGAACAUGAUUUGGCAUAUUACAUACAUGACAGAGUGGAACUUAUGUACCAAGUAUUUUCAGUUUUAAAACAUAAAGAUCUGAAAGCCAUGGCACCCGAAUGUGUUAGGAGACUCUCUAUCGAUGAUCUACAAGAACUGUGCACUGAAGAGCUCCUUGGCAUCAGCUCAAAGCGUCUCCUAGCCAUCCUGGACGGCGCGGAGCCCCCAUCAGACACGGAGUCCUCCAGCCAGUCCUCACACGAGGUGCACGAGACCAUCUCUCUGGACAGCAUAUCCUCUGAUGAGGAACUGCUCAGUCAGAGUAGCAAGAAAAAGCACAAGCACAAACGCCGCGACUCAAAAUCCAAGUCGAGGAAACACAAGAAGUCUUCAGACAUACCAGAGGAGCUCGAGAGGAGUGCAGCCUCGCGGGCGGGGCUCACCGUGCUGGAGCUGUUGGAGUUGCAGGCUCGCGCCCGAGCCAUCAGGGCGCAGCUUCAACAGGAACAGGCUAACAAACAAGUGGAGCCCACCCCGGUAGAGUCAAGCCAGCAGUCUUCAGACAGCGAGGUGGAGAUCAAGGAGGAGCCAGCUGAAGUGGUGGAGAUCAUCAGCAGCGAUGAUGAGAAACCCAACGUCGCCGAGCUACAGAAAAAAAUAUCAUCAGACAACAAAGAUAAGUCUGACAAGAACACGUCCAAACCUACAGACACAGACGGCGACAAACACAAGGACGGUAGAAAAUGUAAGAAAAAAAAAGAUAAAAGCAAGAAAAAAGACAAAGAAAAAGAUAAAACAAGCAAAGAUACCGCCACAAACAAUGAUAGUGAUAAGCAAAAAGAUACAGAAAGGAAAGAUUCUACAAUUGAUGUAGAAGUAGAGGCUGCUAAAGCUAAUAAAAGUCCUGCGAAAGAGGAGAACACGGUGACUAAAAGAGUUAAUGAUCUCAUCAUCACAGUGCCACAGGCGUCUUCAAGGAAAAUCAAACUUAACAGAAACAAGAUGACAGUUUCCAUAUCCAAUAAAGAUAGUGACGCCAUGGUUGAUACACCUCGAGUUUCUAUAGCUUCAACUGUAGCUAAACCUGUUGAAAAAUCAACAGACAAUGCUAAAACACUGACAUCUGCAGAAAAUCGAAUGCCAAAAACUAUUGAAACAGCUAAAACGAAUGAAAAUCAAGCUAAAACAACAGAAACACAGACUAAAACUAAACCUAAAGACAAAUUUAAGAAGAAAAGCAAGAAAAAAGAAAAGAGACAGAGCAUAGAUGAAGACCACGAUGAAAUUACUUUACAACUGUCGGAUUCAGAGAAAAUGGACCUUCUAGAAGACUUUGAUAGGAAAAACUUUGAUAAAAUAUCCACUACUACUUCAGAUUCCGAAAGUAGCUCAAGUGACAGUAGCGAUGACACUCAAGAUGCACAGAACACCUCCAAAACUUCGUCUCAAGAUAAAUCUCAAGAUAUAAUAACUAUAGCAGAUGAGAAUACACAAAAUAAUGACGAACUUGCCAGCGCUGGUAUAAAAAAUGAAGAAUCAAAUAAUAUUGACAAUAAAGAAACAGAAUCUGCAAUAAACGACGAUAUCCCUGAAAAGAAUAAUGAAACAGGAGAAAAAACAUCAAAUAUUGAUGAAGAAACGAAACUAUCAGGAACUAAUGCUACAAGGGUAAAUACUGAGUCUGCUAAUCUCAAUGACAAAAAUAUUAAUAAAAAAGAAACAGUGGAAAAAAUAGGAUAUGAAAAUGAAACAGAAAAUGAAAAUACAAUUACGAUUUCAAAUAUUGGUGACAUACCAAUCCAAGAUGAUCCUGAAAAGUUUGCAAAUAAAGAUAAAACUGUUACUGACACGAAUAGCGAAGAAUUUCCAAAAACUACUAAGGAUAGUACUACUACCACAAGUGAUGUAAACAAAGAAACCGAUACACAUUGUAGUGUUAAUAAAGAGACUUCUCCAGGUAACUCAAACGGGGACAGCAAUGCAAAGGAGAACGAAAAAGAUUUGUCUGAAGGCGAACUCUCAGAACGCGACAGCUCUGAAGUUGAAGCUAUUGACAUGAAAACCGAAAUUGUCUGCAUAUCUGACGAGGAAACGCCAAAAAAGAAAAAAAAGAAGGAAAAGAAAGCUAAGAAAGAAAAGAAAAAGAAGUCGGAUUUUCGGGAAAGUGCUGAUCAAAACUUUUUUAAACAAAGCACUGCAGAAUCUCAAGAAAUAAAUACACACGAUGGAAUUAUUUCGGAACAUAAAGAAACUGUUACUGUAGAAGAUGAUGACGAUGUUUAUGAAAUUCUGGAACUUUCCGAUGACUCUUCUUGCUACGAAGUUGAAGGUACAGUAUUAUCGAAAGAACCGACUGUAGAAGAAAUAGCUGCACUCUCUGCUAAAAUAGACGAGAUAGAAAGAGAAGAGGCUAUUGCUAACAAACCUGACAAUGAGAACGACAAAGAAGAAACGCGGAACAAUCAAGAAGAUAACUCCCAAAAAGAAGACUUAGGAAACAUAUCUUGGAAAGAUAGAUAUCUUGACAGCAAAAAAGUGAAAAAGGUACUCUCAACUUCUAACAUACUUAACGCUUUGAGAAAGAAGAAUAAGGAAUUAAAAAAGAAAAUGGAAGAAAACAAAAAGAGAGAACAAGAGAUUGCGAUGGAGCAACAAAAGGAACACGAAAAAGAAAUAACGAAAGAAAAAGAGUUAGAGUUAGAAGAAGGGUCUAUUGAACAAUAUAAUGCCUUGGAAGGAUUGACUAGGUACGUUGACCCCGUACCAGACCCGGUAGAAAUAGAAAAACAGAAAGAGUUAGAGAGAAUAAAAGAAGCAGAAAACGCAGAAGAAGCUCGGAAGAAGAAAGAAACAGAAAUACAGAAACAUAUAGAGAUAAAAGUGACAGGGGAAAUGAAAAAAGAUGCGAAACAAUUGUUGAAAAUGUAUAAGAAGUUGCUUAAAUACAAUGACGUUAGCAAACAAAAAGACCCGAAUAAGAAAAGGAACAAAAAGAAGAAGAAAAAAGAAAAGGAAAGUGUUUCCAGCGCAACUGUUAAUAAUGGUUAGGGAUUAUUUUGUCUUAAUAAGUAAUUUAAUGAACUAGAUGUUGAUACCAAUACACGCCAUCUAAUUUUAUUUUAACUUAUACCUGUCAUUUUCUUAUCUGCCGAAAGGGAAAGGGACGGGUAAUCGACAGGUAUAAAAUGAACGGAAUACACGUCAAUUUUAGACAGAAACUUAAAAAACCCUCCCAAUUGUAUAUUAGCCAAAAACCUGACAGAAUUAAGUUGACAGCACACGUCAAUUGGGUUGCAUAUCAGCGAGAUGCCUAUUUUAUUCAUGCGGGUGUUAUUAUUCAUUCAUUUUAAAAUUAACAGUUGUCAAUCAUCCGUCUUUCCCUUUCGGCGGAUAAGAAAAUGACGGGUAUAACUUAAAAUAAAAUUAGGUUUCUGCAGGUAUCGUGGCCAAUGAUAUAAGUAAUAAAGUAAUAAGAUUGGAACGAAA
Messenger RNA from Pectinophora gossypiella (pink bollworm), 3637 nucleotides. RefSeq names its product glutamic acid-rich protein. The record is from RefSeq and is a predicted model, not a curated record. NCBI's taxonomy places the organism in Eukaryota, Metazoa, Arthropoda, Insecta, Lepidoptera, Gelechiidae. The transcript has 5 exons. Bases 98 to 3199 code for a protein of 1033 amino acids.